AUGGGGAAGCGCAUUGUCGUCACUGGAGGCUCCGGAAAGGCGGGCCAACACAUCAUCAAAUAUCUUCUGAAACAAGGACAUGCUAUUCUGAAUUUGGACCUCAUUCCUCUUCCCGCGGAACUAGAAGAGCGCGUCCACACCCUGCGGGUUGAUCUCACCAACAGCGGUCAAGUGUACAGUGCCCUGGGUUCUCAUUUCCGCCUGCAAGAGCCAUUUCGUGAGCCACUUGGGCUAGUCCCAGAUGCAGUCAUUCACAUGGCAGGGUACUCCCGCAAUAUGAUCGUGCCAGACGAGGAAACGUUCCGCGGCAACACCCUGUCAACAUAUAACAUCAUCGAAGCCGCCUCACGGCUUGGCAUCAAGAAGAUCGUGAUCGCCAGUUCCGUCACCGUCUACGGUGUUGCCUUUGCUGAAGGCGACGUGGACUAUCCAUCCUUCCCGGUAGAGGAGACCGUUGACACCAAUCCCAUGGACACUUAUGCCAUUGCCAAAGUGUGUGGUGAGCGAGUGGCGCGUGGGUUCGCGCGUCGAUAUGGAAGCGAUAUUUACGUGCUACGCAUUGGACGGAUCUUCGCACCGGAGGAAUACAAAGAGUCCUUGUUCCGCUCGUACGUUGAGACGCCCGACAGAUGGGCGGCUCACGGGUGGGCGUAUAUUGAUGCUCGAGAUCUCGGGCAAAUGUGUGAUCUCGCGGUGCAGAAGGAUGGCCUUGGAUUCCAGAUCUUCAAUGCGACCAAUGACGAAAUUACGAAUUACGAGGGCACCGCCGAAUUCCUUGCCCGAGUCUGCCCUGAUGUACCGGUGACGCGUGAGUUGGGGGCCAGGGAGGCUCCCAUCACUAAUCGGAAGAUUAAGGAGCUGCUAGGCUUCAGAGAAGAACACCAUUGGAUGAAAUAUUAUGAGUGA
This is a messenger RNA of Penicillium brevicompactum, 906 nucleotides long. Its product is annotated as NAD-dependent epimerase/dehydratase family protein. The transcript has a single exon. Lineage: Eukaryota; Fungi; Ascomycota; Eurotiomycetes; Eurotiales; Aspergillaceae. The record is from RefSeq and is a predicted model, not a curated record. Bases 1 to 906 code for a protein of 301 amino acids.